UGGAGAAUGGGUUGGGCAAUACCUCCUGACAUCCUGGGUACAAAUACCAUCUCCACGACUCAUUGCUCGCUCAGACCUCAGACAGACAAUAAUUAGUCAAAUCAUCACCACCAGGUUGUUCAGAUCUCGAAGCAACAAUGAGUCCAAAGCAUGUCAUCUUCAAGAAAAUAUCCAAGGACAAGUCGGUGGGUGUGUACAUGGGGAAGAGAGACUUUAUUGACCAUGUUAAUUUUGUGGAUCCAGUAGAUGGUGUCCUUCUAAUCGACCCUGAACAGCUGAAGGGGAAGAAAGCGUACGUCACCUUAUCCUGCACCUUUCGAUAUGGACGCGAAGAUAUGGACGUGUUGGGCAUCGCGUUUAGGCGAGAAAUCUUCCUGUCGACCAGACAGAUCUACCCACCACUGCAGGACAAAGACCAGGGCAUCCUCACCAAAGUGCAGGACAAACUACUGCGCAAGCUUGGCGACGAUGCCUACCCGUUUUUCUUUGAAUUCCCGGAUAACUUGCCUUGCUCAGUAGGACUGCAGCCAGCUGUCAAAGACGUUGGAAAGCACUGUGCUGUUGAGUUUGAGGUGAAAGCCUUCUGUGCUGAGAGCCAAGAUGCCAAAGUUCGCAAGCGGAGCACAGUACGUUUGAUGAUCCGAAAGGUCCAGUAUGCUCCAGAGAAUCCAGGACCAGCACCUCGUGUGGAGACCAACCGAGACUUUCUGAUGUCUGACAAACCACUGCAUAUGGAGGCAAGCUUAGAGAAGCAGACUUACUAUCAUGGGGAACCUAUCAAUGUGCGGGUGAAAAUCAAUAAUGACUCCAACAAAAAUGUGAGAAACAUCAUUAUUUCAGCGGAGCAAAUUGCAAAUGUGGUUCUUUACUCCAAUGACAGUUACAUGAAAGCAGUGGCCAUUGAGGAUUCUGGGGACUCAGUUGAAUCUGGUGCCAAACUGGACAAAGUCUACCCUUUGCUCCCCCUACUGGCCAACAACAGAGAAAGAUUAGGAAUUGUGCUUGAUGGAAAACUGAAGCAUGAAGACACCAAUCUAGCCUCAUCAAGCAUCGUUAAAGAGGGUGUGCUGAAGGAAGUUCUGGGCAUCCUGGUGUCUUACAGAAUUGUUGUUAAGCUUAUUGUUGGCGGGAUCAUAGGAUCCAGUGAGGUAGGAGUGGAGCUUCCUUUCCAACUUAUGCACCCGAAGCCUGAUACAGUCAAAGAAAGUGAACUGGAGGAUGAAAUGGUGUUUGAAGAGUUUAAACGUGCCUACUUGAAGGGCGUGAUUGAGGAUGAGGAUGAAGGGAACGUGUCACCUGGCGAGCAUUGAGGAACGCAUGUACUGUAAUUCUGGACCCAUCUUCCUGCACAGUUAGAGAACACAUCUUUAAAGGGAUAGUUCAUCCAAAAAUGAAAAAUCUGUCAUCAUUUACUAACGCUUAUAUAAUUUCAUACCUGUAUAAAUUACUUUGUUCCGAUGAACACAAAGAAAUAUAUUUGGAAGUUCCGAGACAUAAUUGACUACCAUAGUGGGAAGAAUUAAAUGGUAGUCAAAUGUGCCCGAGAACUCUUUGUUUUCCUAAAUUCCUCCAAAUAUCUCAUUAUGUGUUCAAGAGAACAAAAAAAUACACUAUUUUUUUCUACUAUGGUAGUGGAUGAUGUCCCAGAACUGAAAAUUGCUAACAUUCUUCCAAAUAUCUUUCUCUGUGUUCAUUGGAAAAAAGAAGUUUAUACAGGUUUGAAACAAAGUAAUGAUGACAGAUUUUUCAGUUUUGGAUGAACUAUACCUUUAAGGCUGUUAAGGAGAAAAGUGUGUGGUUUACUUCAACACCUUAGACUUAACAUGUUUACAACAUUGAGCAUUCCUAAAUAUUUUUUAACUGUAAAGAAAUGUUAAUCCGAAAUGACCAAAGCAUGAUCUUUCCUCAGCAGCUUAAUCUCCAUAAGGCUGAUUUAAAGAAGAUCAUUGAACUAAGAAUGAGUUGACUGCUGCUGCUUCACAUUGUAUAGUAGUGAAAGCAAUCUAUAGGUGUUUUAUUUUGGGUCAACGUCAGUGUAUAUGAAGAAACUCUUAUGCUUGUGGCUAUACAGGAAGUCUUUAAAAAUAGAAGAUUCGAGUCCUAGCUGUCUUUAUUGCUGUGAUACACUUUUUGUAAUUUAUAGCAAAAGUAUUUAUUGUUAACAUAUGCUAAAGACAAUGUAUUAUUAUAAAGGAUUGUAUUGUAUAAAAUACCCUGGAUGUUCAGUUUAUUAAAAGCAUGGUUGCCUUAGUGUAAAAUAUAUAUUACAAAGACA
This is a messenger RNA of Triplophysa rosa, 2275 nucleotides long. It is a transcript of the gene saga, whose product is annotated as S-antigen; retina and pineal gland (arrestin) a. The transcript is spliced from 16 exons. Gene Ontology annotation, molecular function: G protein-coupled receptor binding. The record is from RefSeq and is a predicted model, not a curated record. Gene Ontology annotation, cellular component: photoreceptor outer segment; photoreceptor inner segment. The coding region runs from base 138 to 1310 and encodes 390 amino acids. Gene Ontology annotation, biological process: signal transduction; G protein-coupled receptor internalization. Lineage: Eukaryota; Metazoa; Chordata; Actinopteri; Cypriniformes; Nemacheilidae.